CCGCUUAUGCCAUUUACCUGUGUGACUUGUGCUCGCAGAAAGGUGCGCUGCGACAAGGUUCCUGCUCCAUGUGGCGCAUGCAAGAAAGGCCGUCUUGAAUGCUUCUACCAAGAGCCUCCACCCAGGAAGCGGAAACGAAAGCCAGUUGAUGAUCUCCAGGAAAGACUAGACAAAUACGAGAAGCUGCUUAUCGACUACGGUAUUCUGCCUAAGGAAGGAGAGAAUCCUGGUGAUGAGCUCGGAUUCCGAUCGGUCACCGGCAGCAAGGAAGCCAUUCUGCUUCGAGGCGAAGGCAAGACCAGGUACAUCGACAGUGGUAUCUGGCGGAAGCUUGGCGAAGAACUUCAUCCAUCAUCGGAUGAGGAUGGCCCAGACGAUGACGAGCAGACCGAAGCCCCGUACUCUGCUGGAGCGGCCGAUCCAGCUUCAGCAGCGUUCUUCAGUCCGUCUACCUCGAUACAGAGUCUGAUUAACGUUCACCCUACCUACGAUGUGGCGAUGAAGCUGUGGAAGCUCUACGUGCGAAAUGUUGAGCCUAUAAUAAAAGUCGUCCAUCAGCCUACGACUCAAGAUAUCAUUCAACGAGCAGCAACCAACCCGAGCGGGAUGUCGAAAGUCACAGAGUGCUUGGUUUUUUCGAUAUACCAUUUUGCUAUCGCAUCCACACCACCAUCGGAGUGCGAGGAGAUUUUUGGAUCAUGUUGGAACACUUUACGGAAGAGAUACCAUGACGCCACAAGACAGUCGCUAGUAGCAGUCCACUUUCUAAGGACUACUGAGCUAGCUGUUCUGCAAGCCUAUACGCUUUUGCUCUUAUCGGUUCGGAACCAGUACGACCCUCACACAUUCUGGAUACUUACAGGAAUUGCAGUCAGAAUCGGGCAAAGAAUGGGCUUGCAUCGCGAUGGCGAGGAUAUGGGACUGUCACCCUUUGACGUGCAGAUGCGACGCCGCUUAUUUUGGCAACUACUGCCGCUGGAUGGUCUUUCUGGACAACUGUCUGGCACAGGCAUUGCAAUUUCGGCUGACUCCUGGGACACAAAACAAGCGCUAAAUGUCAACGACGAGGACAUAUGGCCUGGUAUGGAAGUGCCUCCAGUUGAGAAGAAGGGUGCUACAGACAUGAUCUUCUGCCGGGCUCGCAGCGAAAUAGGCAAGUUUCACCAAAAGAUCAAGCCUGCCCUGGGCAACUGGUCUAAGCUCUGGGAGGCUAAGGACCUUCCCCUGAUCCAUGAUGCGCUACAAGAACUUGAGGACAUGAUGGAAGAGAGGUAUAUCCGAUACUGCGAUAUAUCGAUUCCCAUACAUUGCCUCACGCUCGGCUUGGCUCGAGGUGCGAUCAACUCAGCUCGAUUACGGAUCCGGGUGGGACGAGCGAAAAUCGAUGGAGCAAGUGCAGAGGAACGCAAAGACAUUUACAAACUCGGGUUGAAAGUGCUUGAUCUGGAUGUUUCAAUCAUGGGCAAUGGUAACUUGAGCAGAUUCCAUUGGCAUAUGCGAGCAUUCUUCCAAUGGGACUCUCUUAUCUGGCUUUUGACUGAAGUGCAGAGAGAAGAUACAUUGAUAGAUGCAGAAGAGGCUUGGCAGAAGGUCGACCAAGUCUUCGCUCAUCACCCGGAACUUACGACGUGGAAGCGCUCGAUCGACGUUGCCUUGGCGAGACUCGUGAUGAAGUCAUGGAAUAACAUGAAAUGGAAAGACAAUAUGGCCAGGUCGUGGCCGUUUGUAGAGAAUUUGCGGGAGGCAUUCGAACGAAAGCAAGCUUCCAGAGCAAGCAGCAGCGAUGCUUCGAAGCACACGCCUGUAAACCCGUUCGAUCCUGCUUCUGAUGCCUUGGACGACAUCCCGAUUGACAACUAUCUCACUGCAACUGCGAUGCCUUGGGGCUAC
Pseudocercospora fijiensis CIRAD86 is the source of this 1890-nucleotide messenger RNA. RefSeq lists its product as uncharacterized. Gene Ontology annotation, biological process: DNA-templated transcription; regulation of DNA-templated transcription. The transcript is spliced from 2 exons. The annotation marks the transcript as partial. Lineage: Eukaryota; Fungi; Ascomycota; Dothideomycetes; Mycosphaerellales; Mycosphaerellaceae. Gene Ontology annotation, molecular function: DNA-binding transcription factor activity, RNA polymerase II-specific; zinc ion binding; DNA binding. The record is from RefSeq and is a predicted model, not a curated record.